This is a messenger RNA of Haplochromis burtoni (Burton's mouthbrooder), 1812 nucleotides long. RefSeq names its product hexosaminidase (glycosyl hydrolase family 20, catalytic domain) containing (gene hexd). The transcript has 11 exons. The coding region runs from base 178 to 1620 and encodes 480 amino acids. Gene Ontology annotation, molecular function: hexosaminidase activity. The record is from RefSeq and is a predicted model, not a curated record. NCBI's taxonomy places the organism in Eukaryota, Metazoa, Chordata, Actinopteri, Cichliformes, Cichlidae. Gene Ontology annotation, biological process: carbohydrate metabolic process.
AGUUGCACUUACAGAGCAUAGCUGCGAAAACAACAUAGCUAGGCUACAGUGUAGGUAGCUCGGCUGUUAUCAUCAUUUUGAUAGUAAACAGUAAGAGAACGGGCUUACGCCACAAUAUUAACAUUUCAUCUGUGAUUAAAGUGUACAAGUGAGUGGGGCUCUGUGUAUGCAUGCAGAAUGAGCUGUCCACCUUGGCCUAAAGGGAAGAAAGUGGUGCACCUGGACUUAAAAGGUGCUCCUCCACGAGUUGAAUACCUGCACAGGCUGAUCGAGCUCUUCUCUGAACUGGGAGUGGAUGGCCUGCUGGUGGAGUAUGAGGAUGUGUUUCCUUAUGAUGGGGAGCUGAAGCUGCUCCAGGCAACAGCACAACCUGCUUACAGCCGAGAUGAGGUGCUGUCUAUGCAGGAAUUCGCCAGAUCCAAGGGGAUGGAGGUGAUCCCACUCGUGCAGACAUUUGGUCACAUGGAGUUUGUGUUAAAGCACCGAUCCAUGUGGCACCUAAGAGAGGUGGCACACUGCGUGGGAACCCUGAACCCCCACAGAGAGGAGGGGGUGAAGGUGGUGAUGGAGAUGCUGAGGCAGGUAGUGGAGUUGCAUCCGGGGCUCAGCACGCUCCACAUUGGAGCAGAUGAGGUGUACAUGCUGGGUGAGGGCGAGGAGUCCAAGUUGUGGCUGGCUUCACCUGGGCGUACAGUGGAGCAACUGUUCUUAAGUCAUGUGACCAAGGUGGCCAGGGCUGUCAAGGAGGCGUGGCCUCAUAUGACCAUCAUAAUGUGGGAUGAUAUGAUGAGAGGCAUGAGCCUGGACACACUGAAAGCCAGUGGUUUAGUGGGACUCGUCCAGCCUAUGUUGUGGGACUACACCCCAAACCUGGAUGUGUCCCAAACUGUGUCUCUGCUGGAGAAGUACUGUAGUGCCGGAAUGGCAGAUCUUUGGGCAGCCAGCUCCUUUAAAGGCUCCACCAGUGUUUACACCUGUGUGACCAGCACGCAGAGACACCUGGAUAAUCACCUGCAGUGGCUGAAGGUGGCUGCUUCUUUGUCUCCUGCUGUAAAUAUAAAGGGUAUUGCCAUCACAGGCUGGCAAAGGUAUGACCAUCUGUCAGUGCUGUGUGAGCUGAUCCCAGUGGCUAUUCCAUCACUAGCAGUCUGUCUCCAGACUCUCCUUCACGGACAGUUCAGUGCUGAGGCCCAGAGCAAAGUAACCGGGAAGCUGGGGAUCUCAUCAGUGGAGGUGGAGACCAUGGGAAUGACAUGUGUAGCUGACACAGUGUUCCCAGGAAGGAGGCUGGCUGAGUUAAUCGUGGAGCUCAAUGCACUCCUCAAUUCAGAAGAUAUAAGAUUUUUUGAAAACAGCAUGUUUGUGAGAGGAUGGUUUAGCCCAUACCAGCGGCAGAGGAAAACUGUUACCCCGCUAAUCACCAUGCAGAUUCACAACCAAGCAUCCCUGUAUUUGGCUACAUUACAGCAGAAGGUGGAGGCAGUGAGAGAGGAGAUGGCCAGUCUCUACCCAGAUUCAACAGUCCAGGAGUGGAUAGAGGAACACGUCAGCCCUGUAACAGCUCCUCUUCAGAGGAUAACAGAGGAUGUUGCAGCCUGUUUGAAGGAGAUGGUGCCAUAGGAUCACUUUUCGGUCUUUGACAUUGCUGAUUAAUUCACAGAAAGCCUUCCUAAUUUCUGCCACACACUGGCACUAAAGUUCAAAGGAGUGAUUUUAUAUAGGGUUCUACGCUUAUGUGAGAGUAAACUGCUAUAUGUAAAUGGAGCUACAUGUAACAAUGGCAAUAAAAAUCAAACCCUAGUUUAAAAAAAA